Messenger RNA from Pollicipes pollicipes, 3225 nucleotides. RefSeq lists its product as uncharacterized. The record is from RefSeq and is a predicted model, not a curated record. The transcript has 8 exons. The coding region runs from base 196 to 1899 and encodes 567 amino acids. Lineage: Eukaryota; Metazoa; Arthropoda; Thecostraca; Pollicipedomorpha; Pollicipedidae.
AGCGGUCCGUUCGCCAGUCGAGGCUGGCAGGGAGGAGGCGAAGGUCUGUGCGCGCGCGUGCCGGUGAGCCCAUGCAGCCGGACGACGUACGGACGGUGGCGAGAGUGUGCGCCAGCGGAUAGCCGGGUCCGGAGGCUGCCCACGUCUGCAGCGGCUGCUGCCGAGAUAGUUUCUGAGCUUUUCGUCUGCUACAAGAUGGCAAUUGAGUCCUGUCGUCGCACCAUUCUGCUGACCCUUGCAAUAGGGGUCUGCACCGCCCAGUACAACGCCCCGGUCAGCCGACCCAGCAACAUGCCUGAGAUCUCCAACCUCGAGGUCAUGUGCGGCAAGGACCACAUGACCGUGCAGCUGGGCUUCGCAGGACCGUUCCAGGGACUGGUAUUCUCCAAGGGGCAGUUCAACAGUCAAAACUGCGUGUACGUCAAACCUUACACGGGUCUCGGAGCGUACACCUUCGAUAUCUACUACAACAAGUGCGGGACCAAGCCUGACCUGAACGGCAAGUUCUACGAGAACACUAUCAUUGUCCAGUACGACAAUGAACUCAUCGAGGUCUGGGACGAAGCUAAACGUCUGCGCUGCGAGUGGUACAAUGAUUAUGAGAAGACGGCGACCAAACCCCCGGUGGUGAUCGCCGACCUGGAGGUCAUAGAGCUCAACUUCAGAGGAGACAAUGUGGAUUGCUGGAUGGAGAUUCAGGACGGCAAGGGUCCGUGGGCCAGUCCAGUGACCGGCAUUGUGCCGCUGGGAUCCACGCUGACCAUGGUUGUGGCCAUCAACGACCCCAACGCCGAGUUCGACAUGCGGGUGAAGGAGUGCGAGGCGUCGGAUGGCAAGGGCCGGCCCAUCUACCUCUCCGACCAGGACGGCUGCGUGCUGCGGCCCAAGAUGAUCAGCAAGUUCAUGAAGCUGCGCAGCAACGACGGCCGCUCCACCGUCAUCACCUACGCCCACUUCCACGCCUUCAAGUUCCCCGACAGCAUGUACGUGCACCUCAAGUGCAAGGUGGAGAUCUGCCGGUACGGCUGUCCCGACCAUUGUCAGAAGGCCGUGGCCGGCGGCUACGCGUCACCUAGCGCGCCGCUGGUCGCCGCCGGCUCCAACUACGACCCGGUCGUCUCCAACUCGGUGGAGGAGUCGCAGCCGGCGGCCGAGCCGCGCAAGCCGGUGGUGGUGCAGGCCAAGCUGGAGGAGGAGUACCAGGCGGCGCCGGGCGGCGGCGGCCACACCAUCCGCGGCAUCCCACUGCCGCUGCCGCCGCGCGACGGCAUCAACCGCAUGGACAUGCCGGCCGACCUGCCGCCGCUGCCGGCGCAUUACCAGCCGGUGCUGAUCGCACCAAGCACGCAUGAUGUCAUCGGCAAGCCGCAGGCGAUCCCGGUGCCGUUCAACACGGACGGUCGACACGCGGAGGCGGCGUCGCGCUCUGCCGCGGCCGACACGCCGGCCGAGGCCGUGCGAACCUCUGACGCCGGCCUGGGCGGCGUCGACCGCUCCGAGUUCCCCUGGGGACCGCGCAAGCUCAAGAUCCGGCGACGCCGCUUCGUGGUCGACGAGCCGGCGGCCAAGUCGGCCGACAUCGGCGUCGCCUCCACGCUCGAGGUCAUCUCGGAGAAUGACCUGCAGUUUGAGCCGACCUACGAGGACAACCAACGCGUGACCAUCUUCCAGGGCCAGAUCCGGGACGACAUCGUGUACGGCAUCUGUCUGCCGGCAGCCGGCUUCUCGGCACUGUUCGUGCUGCUAGCCAUGUGCGCAGUCAUCUCGGUGCUGGUGGCCGGCUUCCUUUGCCACCACAGGCAGGUGCAGAAGGACUCGAGUCGGCAGCCGGCAGCCGUGCCGCUGCGCGACUGGAACAUGGUGGGCUUCAUCCGACAACGGUUCCAGCCGGCGCACUGAGCCGGCCGUGCGCUCAAGCGAGCUGUCCUGCCGCACCCAGCCGUCCGUCACGUGACUCCGUCGGUGGCAGAGGCCGGCCGUGGCAGUGACCCCCUAUCGGCGGCGGCUCCGGCCUAGAAGCGGCGCUGGUCCUCUCGCCUUUCGAGUAUGCAACGCUGUCGCCCGGCGCAGUCGCUUUCAGGGGUGGUCCGUCCAGAUACGGCGCUCUCCAGCGGCGGGCCGCCCCGACGCGGUGACCUGACGUGUCGGGGCAGGGACGCUGGGGCGACUGACACGUGAGACGAAGACCGACGUCAAAAUUACGCCCAGGAGCAGCGCAGCCGUAAAGACUGGCAGAGCCACCGGGCAACUGACGGGAGUGACUGGUUGAGGCAUCGGCCAGCUGACAUCAGUGACGCGGAGACGGACUCAUGGCUCACUCGCUGAUUGGCUGAGACAAGUGCAGUCCGCUUGUCUCAGCCAAUCAACACCUGGAAGGCUCAGGUGAUGUCCACCGUUAGCGACAUUACUUCAAGAUGCCUUUUGGGAGGAUGACACGGUUAGGUUUGAUCAUUAUGAAACGCCCUGAGACGUGAGUGAGUGGGACAGCACAGACGCAGAAGAAUGGUGCACGUGGACGAAUUCAUUUGCUCCUUGGCUUUGCCUGCAAUGCUUGCACUUCCGGGAUCAUUUACAUAACAUUAUCGAUGAAUAAUCCAUGAGAACAGAUUUAGUCCUGUGACUAUUGCAUGAUAAAUCUGAGCACAGGAUUAGGUACUAUGCUGUCUAUCAAGUUUUGUAACGACCAGUUAGGUAUAAUGGCUCAUUCAAGUCUUGGAGUGUUUAAUGCUGACAUUUUCAUUUUAGCUGACAUUUGACGAAUGCUUGAUAUGUAUGCCUGUUGUUUAUUAAGUGGGCGCGUUUCAUUAAGUCAGGUGCACUGCGACCGACGUGCGCUCGAAGAGCUGCAGAUUCAAAAUGGCGAACGUGCACCUGACGUAGCGCGUUCGGGAUCGUGCAGUGACAGUACUCUGAUUUUUUGCUCAAUUUGACACUUCACACAGGUGUCAGACUAUGAAGCAACGUGUAAUUUAUAGACACCGAUUGUAGGCAUUACCAGCACACUAACAAAAUAACCAGCUUGUCUGUGUUAUGCAAUUUGUUAUGUUUCUAAGCUCUUUUGUUUUUGGCCUGUUGUUCUCCGUUAUAUUCAGGCUUACAAACAUAUUGUCACGACAAACAUUAGGUAUGUUAUGUUUACUGUUUUUUUGGUGUCCUAAUGUUGUAUGUCUUCUCUUAUUUAUUAAACUAUUUAUGAUUGAGUAAUAAAUAAACGAUGACUUCGUU